Rotaria sp. Silwood2 is the source of this 261-nucleotide messenger RNA. The record is from the annotation of a GenBank genome assembly. NCBI's taxonomy places the organism in Eukaryota, Metazoa, Rotifera, Eurotatoria, Philodinida, Philodinidae.
AUGUUACGUGUUUGGCCGACAAAAAUAAUUGAAGAUGAAUUUCAAACAUUUCCUAAAAUUAAUAUUGAACAAGAAAAAGAACCAUGGAAUUGGUUGAAACAUCUUGAUAAAAACUUUCUUCUUCAUUGGUGGAAAAUAUUUGAUGAUUUUUCAAGGUGGUUGUUUGCAACUCGGUUUAUAAUAUCUGAUCCAAGUAAAUUGGAAAAUUUAGGUAAACGACGUGAACAACGAAAGAAAGCAGGAUCAGCUUUAUCUCGUUAA